Messenger RNA from Drosophila ficusphila, 1968 nucleotides. It is a transcript of the gene dare, whose product is annotated as NADPH:adrenodoxin oxidoreductase, mitochondrial. Bases 432 to 1832 code for a protein of 466 amino acids. Gene Ontology annotation, cellular component: mitochondrion. Gene Ontology annotation, biological process: ubiquinone biosynthetic process. NCBI's taxonomy places the organism in Eukaryota, Metazoa, Arthropoda, Insecta, Diptera, Drosophilidae. The transcript is spliced from 4 exons. The record is from RefSeq and is a predicted model, not a curated record.
UUCCUAAUGAGCGCGGUCCGGCAACGAUAUGUUGCAGGUUAAAAAUAUUUAAAUUUAUCAUUUUGUUAGCGAACUCUAGGAUUUUUUAACGGAAGCUUAAGAUAGAAUGUUAGUAGCACGAUCCAGAGUCUGUUAUAGAUAUUUUUUUAGUUAAAAUCUUGAUGAAACUACGGAAAACCGCUGAAAACCAGUGUUACCAAAACGCGAAGGCCGAAAUAUACACUGUUUAGAUUCAAAAGUAAUGGGUAUUUUGCAGAUCACCGCCAAAAGUUUAACAACUGAUAAUGUAAAUAACAAAUCAUCAUUAACAAACAUUUAUUAUUGCCGGUCAUUCUAUAUUCCCCGUUAAAAUCUGAUGAAAUUAUCUACUUGCCAAGGAGCAACCAACCACAAAUAUUAACCAAGAACUUGUGGCGAAUAGUUGGUUAACAAUGGUGCCAAAUUUACUUAACAUUUGGAGACGUGGCCUCCACACGAGUUCCGCCCGGUUGCAGAUUGUCCAAGGCGCCACGCCCACUAAACGAGUGUGCAUUGUGGGCGCCGGACCCGCUGGCUUCUAUGCCGCUCAACUGAUCCUCAAGCAACUGGACGAUUGCGUGGUAGAUGUGGUCGAGAAGUUGCCAGUUCCCUUCGGACUCGUGCGCUUUGGCGUUGCACCCGAUCAUCCAGAGGUCAAGAACGUAAUCAACACCUUCACCAAGACCGCCGAGCAUCCGCGUCUGCGUUACUUUGGAAACCUAUCGCUGGGCACGGAUGUGAGCCUGCAGGAGCUAAGGGAUCGAUAUCAUGCCGUGCUGCUUACCUACGGUGCGGAUCAGGAUCGGGAGCUGGACCUGGAGAACGAGCAGCAGGGUCAUGUAAUAUCUGCCCGGAAGUUCGUGGCCUGGUAUAAUGGCUUGCCGGGUGCGGAGAACCUCGCUCCGGAUCUCAGUGGUCGCGAUGUUACGAUUGUGGGUCAGGGCAACGUUGCUGUAGAUGUAGCCCGAAUGCUGCUCAGUCCCCUGGACUUCCUAAAGACUACAGACACCACAGAGUACGCCUUGGAAGCUCUAUCUCGCAGUCAGGUGGAGCGAGUGCAUCUUGUGGGUCGGCGUGGGCCCCUCCAGGCCGCCUUCACCAUAAAGGAGCUGCGAGAGAUGCUUAAGCUGCCCAACGUGGACACACGCUGGCGAACCGAUGAUUUCUCAGGAGUUGAUCUGCAGUUGGAUAAACUGCAGCGUCCUCGCAAACGACUCACCGAACUAAUGCUCAAGAGUCUGAAAGAGCAGGGCAGAACUUCCGGCUCCAAACAGUUCCUGCCCAUCUUUUUGCGGGCUCCAAAAUCGAUUUGCCCAGGGGAAAUGGAAUUCUCCGUGACAGAACUCCAACAAGAGGCAGCAGUAGCCACCAAUUCCACGGAGCGUCUUCCCUCGCACUUGAUCCUGCGCAGCAUUGGUUACAAAUCCAGUUGUGUGGAUUCAGGCAUCAAUUUUGACACCCGCAAAGGCCGUGUUCACAACAUUGACGGUCGCGUUCUUAAGGAUGAUGCUUCAGGAACAGUGGACCCUGGUCUCUAUGUUGCCGGCUGGCUGGGAACUGGACCCACUGGCGUCAUUGUGACCACCAUGAGCGUUGCCUUUGCGGUGGCCAAAAACAUCUGUGAUGACAUAACUGUGAACGUUGUGGACACUAGUUCAGCAAAACCUGGAUACGAUGCAGAUGAAAAACAAGUAGUCACUUGGGAUGGCUGGCAGCGCAUCAACGAUUUUGAGAGCCAAGCGGGAAAAGCGAAAGGAAAGCCACGCGAAAAGAUCGUUAGCAUCGCGGAAAUGCUGCGAGUGGCGGGCGUUUGAUGUCAAUGUUCCAUUGGUGGUGGUUGACAAUAGUCGCUUUAAGAACAAAUCUAGCAAUCAUUAAUUUAUAUGUCGUUUGAGGCCUUUGUUAUGCAUUGUAAAUAUAAAACUCAUUUAUAAAACACUUGUAAAUCUA